Messenger RNA from Xenopus laevis (African clawed frog), 2060 nucleotides. Its product is annotated as UDP-GlcNAc:betaGal beta-1,3-N-acetylglucosaminyltransferase 7. The transcript has a single exon. The record is from RefSeq and is a predicted model, not a curated record. Lineage: Eukaryota; Metazoa; Chordata; Amphibia; Anura; Pipidae. The coding region runs from base 569 to 1798 and encodes 409 amino acids.
GCAUGUGACUUUGCGUUGGUGUGCCAGAGUGGACUGAAAGGGUUAAUCAUGGGCAGCCAGCCAAUUGUGGCUCCUGGAAAUCUGAUGCUGGAGUUUACUGCCUAUGUACUCCAAAUGCACAAGUGGCAGUUUACAUCUGACAAGUCACAGGGUGGAACUCCAGUGGAACUUAGAUACAGUAUCAUUCUGGAUUCAAGUUCUGAAGAGUUUGGAAAGACUCCGUCAGCAUGUCUACCCUCCCUCCUGCUUCAGCAUCAGGGAGAACAAGCCUGAGGAACUCCUGAGGUAUCUGACAUGUCCGUACCCUACAGGCAUCACUGUACUGGAAUAAAAUUGUAUACUUAAAGCAUGAAACUAACGGACAGAACUCUGCUUUCUUCUCUUAACUGACAUUUUCCAGAAUCUGAAUGGGCAGGCUAUUUCCAGUGACUCAGUUCUAUGUUUCUCCAGGAAAUGUAUAUUUUGCAGACAUGCAGGUCUGUUAAUUUUUUCAGGAAUAAGCAGUAGACCGGGGAGGAAAGCUGUGACUUGGAUCCUGUUACAAUUCAGUGUUCCCAAUAUUCCAGGCAUGGAGGGUCUGUUUCGCAGGAGAAGAGUUCUGAAAACCUGCCUAAGUGUGUCUUUAUUUUGUGUAACACUGGUGACUAUUCACAAGUUACAUAUAGUGGAGGAAGGGGGCAAGAACGAGUUGCCACUGAAUUCUAGAGUCAAGCAUGAAUGGCUUCAGCCAGAGAACAGCUCCCACAAAAGAAGCAGUGAAGGAACCAGUUAUCAUAAUGCUGGAUCUAACAAUGAAAGAGAAAGACUUUCCAGGGCAACUGAUUUAUCACCCUCAAGGUGGGACAUAAAUGAAAGCAGAUGUCCCGAAAACAGUGCUCUAAGGAAGCAACCCUGGUUCAAACAUGUGGAUUCCAGGUUCCACCAAUUUAUUUUGCACAGGCACUGUAGGUAUUUUCCACUUCUUCUGAACCACCCGGAAAAGUGCCAAGGAGGAGUCUACCUGCUCAUUGUAGUAAAGUCCAUAAUUGAACAGCAUGACAGAAGAGAUGCCGUGAGGAAGACCUGGGGCAAAGAAAAUGAAGUGGAUGGGAAGAAAAUUCGAACACUGUUUCUUCUGGGAACCACAUCACUGGGUAAAGACCAUCGAAACCUCCAGAGGCUUAUUGAACAAGAGGACCAAAUAUAUGGAGACAUCCUGCAAUGGGAUUUUAUGGACACUUUUUUUAACCUGACCCUUAAAGAAGUCAACUUCCUAAAAUGGUUUCACGUUUAUUGCCCAAAUGUGCAGUUUAUCUUUAAAGGGGAUGAUGAUAUUUUUGUUAACACAGGGAACAUAUUAGACUUCUUAGACUUUAAAAAGGACGACCCUCUGUUACCAAGUUUAUUUGUGGGGGAUAUCAUUUCACGAGCAGCUCCUAUCAGGAACCGGCAAAGCAAAUACUUUAUUCCUAAAGAGUUGUAUGAUAAGCCGUACCCAGUUUACGCUGGUGGAGGAGGGUUUUUAAUGGCUUCUUCUCUUGCACAGAAGCUCUUUAUAGCUUCUGAGAAGAUACAGCUAUUUCCCAUUGACGAUGUAUUCCUGGGGCUGUGUUUAAGUUCUGUAGGGGUACAACCCAAGCUGCAUCCAGGAUUCCGGACAUUUGGGAUAAGCAAACGAAAAUCUAGUGCAAUGAAUAUGGACCCUUGUUUUUAUAAGAACCUGUUGGUUGUCCACAAAAUGAGCUCUGAAGACUUACUUAAAAUGUGGAAUAUUGUCCACCAAGAAAAGAUCAACUGUAGUAAGUCAGUUCAUCUCUAAAGUUCCAUUUAAUCCGGUGACAUAAUGUAAAGUUCAUCUUUCUAAACAGGGACAAAAAUUAGUGUGGAAUGCAAAGUAAAAAUAUUUUUGUUACAUUGACAAUGUAUACAUUUAUACAUGCAUUUAUACAUGCAUUUACACAGUCAUAUCAUAAGGGAAACCAUUUCUUUAUAUUCUUGUACUGUGCAGGUAUAGGAUUAUCCAGAAAACUUGGGUUUUCCAGAUAAUGGAUCCUUUUCUAAUUUGGAUCUCCAUACCAUAA